AUUAAAAAUAUAAAAUAUAUACAUAUAUUAGAAAAAUCAACACUCUCUCAACUCUUUAAUAGUUUAUUGGUUAAAUAUCUAAGGAAAAGAUACACUUAAAAAAAUUUAAAUAUUUCUUUCUAAAAAAUUAAUAAGAUGUCCGCUUUUGAUAUUUAAGAUGACACUCAAGAAAAAAUAAAUAAUAAAUACGAAAAGGUAAAACUUUUAGGUUCUGGAAAUCAAGGUAAAGCCUAUUUAUGCAAGCAUGCCUAAACAAACUAGUAGUUUGUUAUUAAACAAAUCUAAUUAAGCUGCAUGAGCGAUUAAGAAAUUCAAAAACAAUACAAAGAAGUAUCUAUCUUGAAAUCUUUGAGUCAUCCAAACAUCAUAAAAUAUUAAGAUUCCUUCUUAUUUAAGAAGAAUUAUUUAUGCAUAGUCAUGGAUUACGCAGAAGGUGGUGAUCUAGAAUAGAGAAUUAUUUAAGCAUAGAAAGCCAAUACACUUUUCGAUUGCAAAACUAUACUAAAGUGGUUCACUUAGCUAUGUAGUGCAGUCAGAUUCAUUCAUAAUUAAAAAAUCAUUCAUAGAGAUAUUAAGAAUAGUAAUAUUUUUCUUGAUUCAAAUGAUAACAUUCUUUUGGGAGAUUUUGGGAUCUCGAAGAAGCUUCAGAAUCCUAAAGAUAAGGCCUCUACUAUUAUUGGAACACCAUACUUUAUGGCCCCUGAAAUAUGUAAUCAGCAACCUUAUACAAAUAAAGUAGAUAUAUGGGCUAUAGGUAUCGUUCUUUUUAGGCUAGUAUAUUUAAAAUACCCUUUUGAGGGAUUUGAAAUAUUUCAUCUGAUGCUUGCAAUAUCUAGAGGAUAGCUUAAAUUUCCUUAAACUCCUUCCUCACCUUUAAAAAACUUAAUUUAAAAACUCCUGUAAAAUGAUCCUAAUAAAAGGCCAUCUAUCGAACAAGUAUUUGAAUUCGAAGAGAUUAAAUAGUAUCUUGACAAAUCUAGAUAAGAAAAACAGAUUAAUUAAAACUAAACCAGAUUGAACUCGUGCAGAUAAACUCGAUUGACUAAAGACAUAAGCACAGGAAAUUUCGAGCUUUAAUAUAAUCGAGCAUAAUCACCCUCCUUAAAAAAUAUUCAAAAAAGCGAAUAAAAAUUGUUUGAAUUUGCUGUUUAAAACUAGUAGAAUAUCUAAAAAAAUAUUAUACAGAGGCAGAUGAGUAAGCAUUAGGCGAGAGAUAUAUCACCUGGAAUAUAAAAAAAUCAGAAUAUAAGUAAAUUGCCUUCUCUAAAAUCUCCAAGUUCUUGUCCUUAAAAUAAUUCAAACUCUAAACAAAAGAUUUAAUAUAAUGUUGCUUCUUCCCCUAAUAUUAUGGGAAAACAGAAUUUUGUAAAUUUAAAGUACAAUUCUAAUUUAGAAAAUGAAAAAAAUUUUUUAAAUAAUUUAAAUAAUAAUUAUUCGCCUAAAAAAUUGAAUAAAUAAUAUUCUGACUGCAGUACUUCAGAUAGCAGUAAAGAAACACCUAAAGUCUUAUUUAAUAAUCACAAAGCUGAUGAACUUUCACCAGUAAUUUAAAUAUAAAAAGUUAUGAGAAAUAAUUUAUUUGCUAAGGGCUCUGAAGGAUAAGUAAGCUCAAGUUGUAAUAACAACCCUUUUUAAUAGUAAAAUUUCUAGCCAAGACUAAAAUUUAGUGCAAGAAAAUACAACAAUGCUAUCCGUUUAAGUGAACAAGUUGUUACUAAUACCCCACAAUUAAAACCAUAGAUAAUAUAAACUCAAGACAACUCAACUCCAUAGUAUUUAUUUGCUCCUUAAAUUAAUAUCCCUUAGUCAUAGCAACAGUAAUAACAAUAAUAUACUCCAAUAAUUAUAAACUACAAACAGCCUAAAAACGACAUAAAGACAAGACCUUCUCUGAAUCUUAAGUAAUAGUUUUCAGAUAAUUCUGUUUCUGUGAAGGAAAAUAUUCACUAAUAGAACUAGUAUAUUGAAGCAGUAAAAAAGUAAAUGAAUAGACCGAGUAAAGAAUUUUAGGUCAACUAAUUGCAAGGAUAGCAAUAACCAUAAAUAAUACAUUAAAUAUUUAAAUAACCAUAAAAAAAUCAAGAACCUGAGAAUUUUUAGUAAGCUGUGCAAGAUUUUCAUGAUGAUUUUGAGUAAAAUUAAGAAGACCAAAUGAUCUGCUCUUUAAAUACAGUGCUUUCUCAAGAUUUUAUAGAAAAUAAUUAAAAUAUUUAAGAGAAUAAUUCAAUUGAGAAGACUAAUAUGCUAAGAAUCUUCAAAAGAAAUAGUAGUAAUAAUUACAACAGCUAAAACAGUCACCAAUUACAAAACAAUGGAAGUAACAUUUUAAAUCCCAACAACAAUAGCAGUGGAAAUUAUGCAUUUUAAAAUAAUAUGAGUGGAAGUAGUAGUAAUAAUAGCUAGAACUUUUACAACUUUGGUGCUAAUUUGAUAUCAAAUAGCAGUAAUUUAUUUAAUAACCAAAGCAAUAACUAGAUUCCUUAAAGCUUAGACAAUAAAUAAAAUCAAGAUUAGUACUAAGAUAUUUAAGAAAUGUUUAACAAGAACUCUAAUUUAAAAACAUCUUAAAUGCAAUUAGAAGACAUAGAAAAUGAAAAUAAUAAUUAGUAGCUGCUUAAUAACUAUUAAGAUGAUAACCUAGCUAUAUCAUAUAACUAUACAAGAUCAUCUUUGUCUGACAUAAACUCUAUUUUAUAAUCAACUUAAAACAAAGAAGAAAUAGUAGCAAAUCCAGAAGAAAUAAUAGAGUAAUUAAAGCAAUAAUUGAUACUAUUAUUAGGCGAAGAACUAUUUUUCUAAGUAUCUCAUUACGCCACUAGACUCAUUUUACAUUACGAUAUUUCUAAAAUAAUCAAUGAGAAUAUGCUAAAGGAUAACUUCCUUUCAUAAUGCAAAUAAUAUAAUUAGGCGAGUUAGCUUAUGAAUGUUGAUCAAAUAGUAUAUAACCUCUUAAAAAUUGUCAACUAUGAAGAAAACAACAUUUUAAUAGGCUGA
Molecule: messenger RNA, 2994 nt
Organism: Tetrahymena thermophila SB210
Lineage: Eukaryota; Ciliophora; Oligohymenophorea; Hymenostomatida; Tetrahymenidae
Product: plant dual-specificity MAP kinase kinase family domain protein
Exons: 9
Biological process (GO): protein phosphorylation
Molecular function (GO): protein kinase activity; ATP binding
Source: RefSeq, a predicted model, not a curated record